This is a messenger RNA of Haplochromis burtoni (Burton's mouthbrooder), 806 nucleotides long. RefSeq lists its product as uncharacterized. Gene Ontology annotation, molecular function: nucleic acid binding. The record is from RefSeq and is a predicted model, not a curated record. The coding region runs from base 25 to 669 and encodes 214 amino acids. The transcript has a single exon. Lineage: Eukaryota; Metazoa; Chordata; Actinopteri; Cichliformes; Cichlidae.
AUUAGCACUUCAAAGGAACUUGGAAUGGAUAAAUCACUCCAACAGUACCUAACUAUCCAAGGCUGCAGUUGGGAGUUUAAUCCACCACAUGCAUCCCACAUGGGAGGCUCUUGGGAGCGCAUGAUCGGAGUCGCCCGCAGAAUCCUGGACUCCAUGCUACUACAAAAUAAGGUUCAACUGACUCACGACGUGUUAUGCACACUCAUGGCUGAGGUUACAGCCAUAAUAAAUGCAAGGCCGCUCGUCCCAGUGUCCUCUGAUCCAGAGAACCCUUUCGUCCUAUCCCCUUCAAUGCUCCUUACGCAGAAAUCUUGCCUCCUAUCCCCACCUGGAGACUUUUCGGAUAAAGACCUCUACAACAAACAAUGGAGACGGGUCCAAGCCCUUUCCAACCAGUUCUGGACACGCUGGAGGCGAGAGUAUCUACCCACAUUGCAGCAAAGGCAGAAAUGGACCGGGUCGCGCAGAAACCUCCAAGUUGGUGACCUGGUUCUGCUCAAGGACAAGCAGGUUGCACGAAACAGCUGGCCCAUGGCCAGGGUCACUGCCACAUUCCCAAGCAAGGACGAUCGAGUAAGGAAAAUUGAGGUAAAGACAUGCAAUCAAGGGUGCAUAAAGACAUUUAUGCGACCAGUUACAGAAGUUAUCCUCCUCAUGCCAAAGGACUGAAUGCAUAAUGUUUGUUUAGCAUAGUGGCCUCCCGAGGCCAGGCGGGGAGUGUGUUGCCCUUAAGGCAUUUCUCUGAAUAAAUAGGUUCAUAAGUUUGAAAUAAAUAAUUAUAAAAAGAUUUGCCAUUAAAAAAUUAA